CAAACCCGCCUGCAACCUUAAACCCGGGGGGUCUUCGUCUUUCCAGUUUCCACAACUGCUCCUAGGGCAUUUUCUCGUACAAACACCACAAAAAUCACAAUCAAAGUUUCAGGUGCCCCGUCACUCACGGCGGCCAGCACCAGCCGCCGCCCAUCUCCCCUCCCCCCGCCGCCGAUUUGUAGGAUCCCGACAUAUGAGACGAAUAUGGGUUCACAAGAGAAGGACAAAACGACCCCCCAUCACUUGAGCAGUCUCGUCGUGCGCACCAGCACUGACUACAGAACCGACGAGCUUCACCGCGCCCCGGCUCCCCCGUACUCUCGAAGCAGACCAUAUAGAAGAACUCACUCUCGCUCUAUAUCUCCCGUUCGUCACAAUCGCCGCUUUAGUAAUCCCUCUGACAGAAGAGGCCCACCAUUUUCCCGUGGGCCUGUAAACAAGAGAGAACCCCGAGGCAGGUAUCGCGAUUACUCUCCCUCUCCCCCAUACGAACGCCAUGUUAAGGAUGAUUUUGGUAGGUUUGGUUCUGCUUCUGCACGUGAGCCUCAGCCGUUGAGAUCCCAGGGUCCAAGUCAUAAAAUUAGCAACAGAAACAAUCCAAACGUGCGGCCGAGGGAAGGUGACUGGAUCUGCGCGGACCCCACGUGCGAGAAUCUGAAUUUCGCCAGACGUGACAGCUGCAACAGUUGUGGCAGGCCACGUUUUACUGCUUACUCCUCUCCGCCUGGAAGGGGCCCGUUUGAUCAUUCCACUAGCAGGGUUCGAGGCUGGGGCCCACCGUCAAGAAAUGAGGUCAGCAGGUAUAAUGGUUCUCCUCCCAUGGCUAGGGAUUGGGAGCAAAGAGGUGGUAAGGAGAGGAGAGAGUGGUCUCCUUGGGAGUCGGAGGCUUCUCGUGUUGAUCACUGUAAGGAGAGGAGAGAGUGGUCUCCUUGGGAGUCGGACACUUCUCGUGUGGUGAAGGCUAGGAGUCGAUCCCCAGUUAGAGGUUGGCCAAGGACUAAGGAGUAUAGGCAGAGUGAUGUGUACCCUAGUGAGGAACGAGUCGUGGUGCGUGGACGUGGGAGUGGGAGGGAUGUUAAAGAUGAUGAUGAUAGCAGAUUUGUAAGCCAG
This is a messenger RNA of Striga asiatica, 1110 nucleotides long. The record is from the annotation of a GenBank genome assembly. Lineage: Eukaryota; Viridiplantae; Streptophyta; Magnoliopsida; Lamiales; Orobanchaceae.